Molecule: messenger RNA, 2324 nt
Organism: Petromyzon marinus (sea lamprey)
Lineage: Eukaryota; Metazoa; Chordata; Hyperoartia; Petromyzontiformes; Petromyzontidae
Source: RefSeq, a predicted model, not a curated record
UAUUUUAUUCUCAUUCUACGUAUGUUCAAGUUGACCAAAAGAGUGUGGGAGAACAAAUCCCUAAUGCUCAACACCAAAGUACAGGUGUACCGGGCCUGUGUCCUAAGCACCCUCCUCUAUGGGUCUGAGUCCUGGACAACAUAUGCCCAUCAAGAACAUCGACUAAACACAUUCCACCUCCGAUGUCUCGGGUGCAUCCUCAGUAUCAGAUGGCAAGAUCGCAUUCCCAACACCUCAGUCCUCAACUUGGCCAACAUUCCCAGCUUGUACUCUCUACUCAGUCAUAGCUGCCUGAGAUGGCUUGGACACGUGCGCCGCAUACAGGAGGGAAGAAUACCAAAGGAUGUCUUGUACGGCGAGCUGGCGUCAGGCACACGGGCCACUGGUCGCCCAGUCCUGCGCUUCAAAGAUGUCUGUAAACGGGACGUGAAGAACCGCGACAUCAACCCAAAUGACUGGGAGAAAACUGCCGGCGACCGACACAGCUGGCAGCAGGCUGUGAAAACAGGCCUCAGCAGAGGCGAGGAGAAAAUACACACUGCUUGGCAGACCAAGAGUGAGCGACGUAAAGAAAAAGCAAUAGUAGGGGCUGAACAGGCAUGGCAUUGGCUAAAGAAGAGAUUAAAGGAUGUGGAGGUGGUCAGACCUGCUGAUGACUGGUGCCGGGAGUGUCAAGAUUGGCCUCAGUGGAGGAGGCCCGUGAGAAUUGGUCUGAUGGAGCAAAGGCACUCAGCGCAGCUCGGUAAAAAACGACAACAAUCGGACCAGUAUGCAAACAGCAUGGAUUGUACUGGAAGUGUGAUACGGCACCAGAGAACUCAAAGAGGAGAGAAAACCUUCAAGUGCACUGUGUGUGAAAAGGCAUUUGCAUGGUCAUCAUUUCUUCAAAAACACCGGAGAACACACACAGGAGAGAAACCCUUCAGGUGUAGUGUGUGUGGGAAGGCAUAUUCAGAUUCAUCUGUUCUUAACAGACACCAGAGAACACACACAGGAGAGAAACCUUUCAGGUGUAGUGUGUGUGGGAAGGCAUAUUCAGAUUCAUCUGCUUUUAAAAAACACGAGAGAACACACACAAGAGAGAAACCUUUCAAGUGCACUGUGUGUGAGAAGGCAUUUACAGAGUCAUCAGAUCUUCAGAGGCACCAGAGAACACACACAGGAGAGAAACCCUUCAAGUGCACUGUGUGUGCGAAGGCAUUUUCAGAGUCAUCACAUCUUAAAAUACAUCAUAGAACGCACACAGGAGAGAAAGCCUUCAAGUGCACUGUGUGUGAGAAGGCAUUUUCAGAAUCAUCUGCCCUGAAAAUACACCAGAGAAAACACACAGGAGAGAAACCUUUCAGAUGCCUUUUGUGCAAUAAAGCGUUUGCAAAGUCAUCAGUUCUUAAAGAACACCAGACAAUACACACAGGAGAGAAAGCCUUCAAGUGCAGUUUGUGUGAGAAGGCAUUUUCACUGUCGUCAAAUCUUAAGAAACACCAGAGAACACACACAGGAGACAAACCCUUCAAGUGCAGUGUGUGUGAGAAGGCAUUUGCACAGUCACCAUAUCUUCAAAAACACCAGAGAACACACACAGGAGAGAAACCUUUCAGGUGCAACCUUUGCGGGAAGCCCUUUGCAGAGUCAUCACAUCUUAAAGAACACCAGAGAACACACACUGGAGAGAAACCCUUCAAGUGCACUCUGUGCGGGAAGGCGUGCUCACAGUUAGCACAUCUUCAUAGACACCAGAGAACACACAGGCAUCAGAAGAUCCCCAAGGAGUGUAGUCUUAAAUCGACUUGUGAAAGUCAAAGUGCUGCAAUGAGCCCAUCCCUUCUGAAAAAAGAACCAGAAGUAAAUUCAAGCUUGGACACCAUGAAAUGUAUCAAGGUGAAAUUUGAAGAGGCGAAGGUGAAAUGUGAAGAGGUGAUAGUGAAGAGCGAAGACGUGAAGGUAAAAUGUAAAGAUGAAGAUUCAACUCCAAAAUCGGACCUUCACAAUCAUGGAGGCAACGUGAAGCAGGAGGAGAAUUUGAACUGUGAGGCAGAGCGAGGCAACGCCCAGCAGUUUGUGGAAGUGGAGGUAUGGGUGGACUUCCUAGACAAUACAAAUUCAAAUGAAGACACUGUAGAUGUGUAAUCUUGAGACAAUGAAGCUCCAAUAGAUUCACCUUUGUCACAGGCCUUUAAUAAAAAUAACGUCAAGUUAAACACUCCAUUCCUAGGUUUAACCUGCAGAGUAAGAGCGGUCAGUAUUUGCGGACCUGUGGGUUGGGUAGAUCUCUUCCUCGGAGCGAGAGCCAAUAAACUCCCAAGCAUUCACUAUGUUAUAAUAAU